AUGUGCAAAAUGCCACACGCACUCCAGAUGUUGCUCUGUCUCUUCCUGGUGGUUGCUCUAUCAGCGUCAGACGACUCGGUCCAAUUGAGUGAGAGUUUUGGUGGCCGCCACGGGACUGAAUUCUCUGAUCAGGCUGCAGUCGUUGCGGGACAAACCAUUGGCUCAAUCACGAUUCGAGCUAGUGAAUGCGUGGAUGGAGUGUCAUUGGAAGUAUUGGGCUCGAGCGCCACGAGGUUUAGUCACGGAGGAAGUGAUGGGAAGGAACACGUGCUUAAGCUUGGUGCGCAAGAGCAUAUUACGUCAAUGGAAGCGCAUUGGGGCGAGAGGAAUGGUCGCACACGGAUUUCUUACCUCAGUUUUGGAACAAGUGCCGGAAAAAAGCUCUCGGCCGGGACCAAGACAAACGGCAAGCAAACAUCCAUUGCGCCGGAGGGGUUCCAGCUCGGCGGUUUUUUCGGUCGAGGUGGCGACGGAAUUGACAUGUUGGGAGCGAUUUGGUCCCGUAUUUCGGCAGAUGCUCCAGUCGCAGACGCUCCUGCUGUAGCGAGUCCUGUUUUCACGGCGUCAGAGUCGUUGGAUGCGACGAAUAGUGUUGUGUCGGGUACCCGGUCUUUGGGGAUGUUGGCUACCGAUGAAUCUGCGUCUGGAGCUGCAGACUCGGCAGUGUCUGCUAGCGAAUCUGCGUUUGGAUCAGCGGACUUGGCGGUGUCUACUGAUGAUACUUUGGCGGCGUCCACGGACUUAGCAGCGUCUACUGAUGAAUCGUUAGCGGGGUCUACGGACUCAGCAGCGUCUACGGAUCAUUUUUUUGCGGGGUCUGCGGAUUCAGCAGAUGAUGGUGCAGGAGGCGUCAUUCGCUCAUCAUCAGCCGAGUCGACGGAAGCGUCCGAUGCAACGUCAACUGAAGGCUCGAAAGUGACGUCCGAUGAUAAGUCUGCACUGGAAGAGAACUCUGCAGCUGGAGAUGCCAGCUCAUCAUUAGCCGAGUCGAUGGGAGCGUCUGAUACAAGGUCAGCGGAAGGCUCGGGAGUGUCAUCCGUUGCGAUGCCUGCAGCGGAUUCUUUGGCUGGUUCAUCUUCUGCUGAUACAGCGGUUCCUCCAGUAGAAAGCGUUGCUCCGUUAGGCCCGGUAAUGGCUGUGAAAGACUCCAUUGUACUGAGCGAAAGUUUUGGUGGACCUCAUGGAAGAGACUUCUCGGACAAGAAUUUUGUCAAUUCAGGACAAACUGUCAAAGCCAUUUCGAUUUAUGCUAACAAGCGUCUUGAUGGUAUCUCACUGAGUAUCUCAGCACCCAAGACACUUACUUUUACCCACGGCGGAACUGGAGGCAACCGUCAGGAACUGUUGCUAGAUAAGGACGAGUACGUUAAAUCGAUGGAAGUCCACAGGGGCAAAAAAGAUGGCCACACGCGAAUAUUUUACGUGAGCUUCCUUACGAGCGCAGGUAGAGCGUUGUCUGGGGGCUCAGUGACAGGCGAUAAGCUGAUGGUAACAGCACCCGAUGGCUUUCAGCUAGCCGGUUUUUUCGGCAAGGGGGGCAGCGAGAUUGAUGCGCUGGGAGCAGUAUGGGCAUUCAUCGCACUUGUUCAGCCCGCUCCUGUGCCAGUUCCCGUUUCAAUACCAGCUGAAGACUUACCGGGCACGGUUAGUCCUGCUGACAUAGCUGGAAGCUUGUCAGAAGUGAAAGCCAAGGUCAAUGAGCAAGCCGUUCAGCUGAGCGAUUCAUUUGGUGGUCCCCACGGGAAACAGUUCUCGGAUCAUCUUGCUGUUAUGUCUGGGAUGACCAUUACUUCCGUCACAAUUCGUGCUGGUAAGCGUGUUGACGGCCUCACGGUCCAAGUGUCUGCACCGAAGGAAAUGACUCUCACUCAUGGUGGGCGCAAUGGUAAGGAACACACCAUGGUGCUUGAACCAGGGGAAUACAUUACAUCUAUGGAGGCCCACUGGGGUCAAAAGAGUGGUCACACUCGUAUCUUUUUCCUUAGCUUGGGUACGAGCAAAGGGAACGUAUUGUCUGGGGGAUCGCAGACUACUGAAAAGGGAUCAGUGACAGCGCCUAAAGGCUAUCAACUUGCCGGAUUUUUUGGUCGGUACGGUGAAGAAAUAGACCUUAUUGGUGCCGUCUGGUCAAGUAUUGCAUUGAUGAACGAGACCGUCUCCACUCCAGUUUUGGCAGACGACGACAUUGCACUCAGCCAGCUUUUUGGUGGUCCUCACGGCAAUGCCUUCUCGGACAUCCAGAAGAUCAAGUUUGGCCAGACUGUUAGUGCGAUCACUAUUCGAGCUAACUUGCGGCUUGACGCUGUAACGGUGCAAAUUUCCGCGCCCGCUGAAUUAACACUGAACCACGGUGAUCAUGGUGGUACUGAGAAGACGCUUGCUCUCGGUCCAGAUGAGGUCAUCACGUCAGUGGAAGUGCAUUGGGCCAAGAAGUCUAAGCAUACGGCCGUGUUUUAUGUUUGUUUCACAACCAGCGCUAACAAUACGCUUGCUGGAGGAACUAAGACGGAUAAUAAGGGUACUGCGACGCCUCCUGAAGGGUUUGUGCUCAGUGGGCUCUACGGCCGCGCUGAUGACGGAGUGAAACAACUUGGUGUAAUCUGGACUAGAAAAACGGCAAAGGACCUGCUACUUACGGACCCUUCGGGUGUGGGAAAUAACACAUACGGCACAACUAUUCGUAACUGGGUGGGCCCCACCGUUGGCAAAGCCAGUGACACAGCGUGUUACCGCAAAGCAGUAAACUUUGACAGCAACAAUGUUUGCCCGUCAGGCUACGGCAAGGACGAUACCGAAUGUGUCGUGCAUUGUCCGAUGGCCUUUCCGGUUACGUGCGGUCUGGAGUGUAUUCCCCAAAACGAUGACUGCGCUCUCGCGGUGAUGCAAAAAGUUGGCUCAGUUGUUGCUGUGGCACUAAACUUGGCCACCGGUAGCGUGUUGGGCCAAGUCCACGCUGCCUUUAAAACUGCAAAGUGGGCUGCUUUGUGCGUACUCAACAUGGUCAAUGUGAUCAGAGGCCUGAUUUACUACUUACGAUAUCGACAAACCACUGGGCCCGUAGGAGACACAGCAGAGAUACUUGCUGCCGCCUACCAGACUGAUCUCGUUGUGUACGACCUCCCUUUUGCGGUAUGCACGUGUAUGGGUAUCCCCGUUCCUAAAAACGCCGUAUAUGUUUCCUACGUGCUCGCCACCGUGGAAGGUAUUGUGAAGCAAGCGAUCACCAAUGGCGACGUGAUCAUUUCAACUGCAGAGAACGUGAUGAAACUACUCACUGGCACUGGUGCAGCGAACAAGUCACGGACGACGGUGGACGAGCUAGAAGAUUUGGUUGCGAAGAACUCAAGCUGCGGUUGGAACCUCAAGCGUCUUACUGAUCGCGUCACCCGGGCUGUUCUCAGGUACCGGAACGUAAGUACUUCUGUCGCCGAUCUACGCGUGAAGGUGUAUGAGUCUUCGAUUGUGAUGAACGAUAUCCCUGUGAUCACGAACAAUUGCAUGGGCGAACUUUUGGCUGCCAAAACUAUGGCGAUGGCGUACGAGACACGCGAUUUGAUUCGGAAGACAUUUGGGGUGAUUGUCGACCAGCUUAUUGAAAAGGGUAAGACCGACAACGGCAAGGACGUCGCAGAGGAUGAAUACGCGUUGGAGGUCGCCAACAUGGGCCUCGUCGGUUUGUCGGUUGUCGAUCCUAGUGGGAUUGCGUACAUGGCUUCACAAUUUGUACAGCCAGUCUGUGGACCAACCGCAUACUUGGGCGAAAUCGACGAUGGCACGCUGUACGACGCACUGGGGAUGACACUGAUGGACGAGGCAUUUAUAGGUAGCUACGGAUCGUAUACGCAUGCGGGUGACGGCGUUGUACAUCUCGUUUUCGAGAGCAUUGACACGAAGGACGUGACAGUCGUCAUUUAUUCAGGCGGAGAAGAGUACGGAGAGGUUGAUGUUGGUGCUGGGGACAUCGUUGCUUGGGAUGCCACUUUUCCAGAGCUAGAAGACAAGACCUUGUAUCUGGAUCGUUGGCGCUCUGGUGUCAUGGGUAUGCCUGGUUCAGGAGGUGGUUCAUUGUUGCUCUGGAUUCCUCGAUCGUCAGAUGGCGGUCACAUCACUCUGCACGCGCGGAUAAACCCAUCGUAG
Messenger RNA from Peronospora matthiolae, 4137 nucleotides. The record is from the annotation of a GenBank genome assembly. NCBI's taxonomy places the organism in Eukaryota, Oomycota, Peronosporomycetes, Peronosporales, Peronosporaceae.